AUGAGAAUUGCCUACCCGACCGUUCUCUUCGACAGCAACCUCACCGAUGGCCGCGACAUGGUGAGGUCCUUCCUGACCCUCGCCAUUGGCAACACUCAGGGUAUGGAAGAUGUCGAGUUCGGCAAGAUCUACGACUUCUAUUUGCCCCCGUCGUUCUUGCGAUUGCAGGACAGCCCAUCUGUGAACACGAUGUGGCGCAUCCUGGACAAGGGCGCCAGCAAUGGAGGCCUGGCGGCAGGUGCCAUGAAGCCCAAGCUUGGCAUGCAGCCAAAACCUUUCCGUGCGGCCUCCUAUGCGCUCUGGCAAGGUGGAACAUACACAACAGCCGACUUGCAGGGAAACCAGGCCCCCAGCCGGACGAGUGAGGGCAUUCCGGAGGUCGCGAAGGCCAUGAGGUCGUGCGCCCAAGGGACUGAUGUUGCUAAGAGGCUUUCGGGUGGCAACCGCGCAGAUGAGCCAAACGAGAUGGAGGCUCGUGGAAAGUACGUCCUAUCGCAGUUUGGACCUUUCUCCGGAAAUUGCGUUUCGUUGGUGGCAGGAUAUGCAGCGGGAGGCAGUGCCCAGCACACUUUCCCCAAGCAGUUCGUGCAUUACCAUCGUGCGGGACAAGCAUCCACAAGCAGCCCCCAGACCCAGCGCGGCUACUCUGCCUUUGUGCACACAAAGAUCUCCCAAGUCCUCAGCUCCACCAGCAUCCACGUCGACACCAUGAGCUCCGGCAAGACGCAAAGUGAAUCCCACGGCAAGAGUAUC
Messenger RNA from Symbiodinium necroappetens, 753 nucleotides. NCBI's taxonomy places the organism in Eukaryota, Dinophyceae, Suessiales, Symbiodiniaceae. The record is from the annotation of a GenBank genome assembly.